Messenger RNA from Contarinia nasturtii (swede midge), 4335 nucleotides. RefSeq lists its product as uncharacterized. Gene Ontology annotation, cellular component: transcription factor TFIIIB complex. The transcript has 7 exons. Lineage: Eukaryota; Metazoa; Arthropoda; Insecta; Diptera; Cecidomyiidae. Gene Ontology annotation, biological process: RNA polymerase III preinitiation complex assembly. Bases 481 to 4128 code for a protein of 1215 amino acids. Gene Ontology annotation, molecular function: TFIIIC-class transcription factor complex binding. The record is from RefSeq and is a predicted model, not a curated record.
ACGCAGUUUGUGUUCCCUCUUAAACACGCUGUGAUUUUGACAAAUCCAUUUGACAUUUCUUUGAUAUUAUUCACACAUACUCUCUCUACUGACAUUUGCUUUGUUAUUUUCAUUCUUUUGUAAUUGCCAAAAACACAUACACACGACGAAACUGUUAUUGUUUUCAUUUUAAAUUCAACCCGUUUAUCACUGCAUUCCUACGACGAUUUUUUUCAUGAAAUCAAUUACAAUUUCUUCCGAAAUUUAUUCAUCAUCGAAAACAAAACGAAUGUUCAGCAUUUGGUUUGGAAUUGGAAAAUUAUCGAGGAGCAAAUGAAACAUUGUCGACACUGUUAUCGGAUGAUUAAAGCAAUAUUAAGCAUAAAUCAGAGAUAAUCGUGCAAGCAAAUGACUAUAAUAGAACGGUGAUUUGGAUGAAAUUGAGUGAAAAAAGUGGCAUCUCAAAACGUAAUUGGAAGUUGAAAAAAGGUAAAUAAAACAAUGUCAACAAGACGACCGCGAGUUAAAGCGGCAGUAAUAUUUAAACCGCGUCGACCGCAAGCAUCUGCCAAUGAGAAACCCAUUGUCACCGAAUCGAAUGUGGAACAAAAACCAUUGUCGGGAUCAUCGUCACAAUCAUCAUCGGUCGAACCGAACAAUUCAAAUAGAGAUAUUGAAGAGAACGAAUCGAUAGUAUUUGAAACAAAGCCAGAUGUAAAACCCUCAUUAAUAUCGGAAAAAACAAGUGAGAAUGCAUCACCGUCGCAUCAUGUAAAUAAAGCAAAUCAAAGCCAUGCAUUGGACGAUGUCGUUGAUUCAUUGGAAAAUAAACCACCCGAUGCAUCACCGUCAAAGGUCGUGUCAAAACCAUCACCGAAUCUCAAUGCAGCGUCAACACCAUUUCGACGCAUAUCAGCGCCGCCCGUCAACAUUGUAAAUCGUCGCAAAAGUUUGAUUGCCGCAAACGAUAACAAUCGAACGCCAAGCUAUGGUUCAUCACCGAAAUACAUGAAAUCACCAUCAUAUUCAUUUGUACGUGAUCCGAUGUCAGCACCAAAAGAACCAAAAUCAAGUGCAAAUCAAUCACCGUUGCAUCCGCAUAGUGCAAAACCAUCAAAUAAUAUUGACGAUGAAAUUUUCUCGCCGGCACCAGUUGAAAAUGAUGAAUGUUUUAAGUCACCGCCAUUUAUGUCACCGAUUUAUACGAGGCGCAUUGAUCCAAGCAUGAGCCCAUUUCAUGAUAUUUAUGGUGAUGAUUUUACCAAAUCACCAUCAUCACAAAUGCCAAACAAUACAAAAAUACGGCAACGCAUUCGACCGACACCGUGCUUUUUAGCAAGUCGACGCAAUAGCAUUCAGGGCAGCAGCGGUUUGGGCGGUGCAUCCGAAUCAGAAGAUGAACAAAAUCGAAGGCAACGUCAUUACAGUACCAGUUCAAAUCAUAGCAGCUAUAAUCCGUCAACAACACCACAACAUCAACGCAAUUAUUUCGGUUUGAAUAAGGUACCGUCACGUGUUCGCACCGAAUCGUACAGUUCUACCAUAUCGGAUCAUAUACCAUUUUCAAAAAGCAAACGAUCACAUCGUUCCGAAGAGUAUCAACGUGUUGCGAAUGCAAAACGUGAAUUUAAUCAACGUUUGAAUGGUAAACCGCCGGAUAAAAGUCGACUCACAAUGUACGAUCUCAUUUAUUAUAAUCCAUUGACAAAUCCAAUGAGCAAACCAGCCGGUAAAGGUGAUAAAAAUGGUGAUAAUGCUUCGGUGUCAUCGGCCAAAACGAGCCAAAGUAAAAGUAGCGGUUCGGUGAAAUCGGAAUCAUCGACCGGGCUGGGUGUUAAAACGGAAAUGGGAGAAAAUACGGAUGGCGUGACGGGACCGGUGCCACAAUUGAAACUCGAUGCAAACGGUGAAAUUAUUUUGGACGAGAAAAGUUUGGUGAUUGAAACAACCGGCGAUAAAGAGGCACGUGAAAUUCUCGCCAAUUCGGAUGUGGUUUACGAUGAUGAAUUUAGCGGAACAAGCGGUUUUUAUAAGCGACAAAAACGUACACGAGACUGGCUACCAUUGGAGACACUCAAAUUUUAUAAAUCACUUCAAACGAUCGGAACGGAUUUCUCUUGUAUGUUACAACUCUUUCCAAAUCGAUCAAGGCGCGACUUAAAAUUAAAGUUCAAAAAAGAAGAAAAACACAAUAUGGCCUUAAUUAAUAAAGCGCUAAUGCAUCCCAAAGAAUUCAACGUAGAUGAAUUGAAACUUCAGUUUGAUAAGGAAGAUUAUGAAAUCGAACAGAAGAAACAGGAAUGGGCUGAACUUAGGAAGAAAAUGACCACAGAACGAAAAGUGCAAAUAAAUGCAUCUAGGCGACGAAAUCCAAAUAGACAAAUAAGUCGAUCGAUGCGAAAUUUGACCGAUGGUGACGCAAUCUAUGAAAAUGAAUUUGUUGCAUUGCCGCCGAAAUCGAAGAAACCGAAUCGAAAACGUAAAUCGACACCCGAGUUGAUAGAUGAUGCAGUGCUGAAAAAUGUGCCGAACGUUUACGAUCCAUUAACAUUAAAUCACAAUAACAAUCACGUCGAAAAUGUAGAUAGUUUACCUCAUCAUACGUAUGCCACACACAAAUUACCGAGUUUCACUGAAAUGAUAUCAUCACGAAAAACGUCCGAAGUGCAGCCGAAUUCAAGUCAUGAAUCGAAUUCAGACACAACCCCAAUAGUGGUCACCACUGAUAAGGAGGAUCGAGUGUCAAAUUUAGCGGUUGAAUCGAAUGGAACAUAUGCAGCCGAUGAAGAUUCAGUACACGCAAUCGAUUUGUCCAUGAAUUCAAGCUCGUUAGUUAUCCACAGUGAAAAUAAUAGUCAUGAAAACGAUGCAAUCGAUGAACACAUAGCGAAUGGUGAUGAUGAUGUUCCAGUAGUAGUAGAAAAUGCAUCAAUUGAUCAAUAUAUCGCAAAAAAUCCAAAUUUAACGUAUAAAGGAAGCGGUGAUAUCAUGAACAUGGAUAUUAUAUUUGAAAAUGUGUCGAUUGAAGAAGAUGUUACGAUUGGUACGACAUCAGUGACCAAUGUUGCUUCAACAGAUGCACCAAAAGUUACGGAGACCGACGAAACGUCAAAUAAUAUGGUCAAAAUCGAUGGCAUUCAAUAUGAAAUAAUAACGCUUGAAAAUAGCGACAAAGCAACAUGUGAUGAAGCGAAAAAAGACAUUGAUCAAUUGACAUCCGAUAAAAUGGAACACCUGCAAACAAGUGAGAUCGUUGAAGAAGUCGUUGAGGAUAUGGUUGAAGUCAGUACUAUGGGGUUGAUUGGUGAAGAAUCAUAUGAUGAUGGCGGCAAUUAUAUGUACAAUUCAAAUGAAGUGGUCAUAAUGGCGUGUUCAAAUUUGGGCGAUGGUGUUGAAAUUGAUGGUGUCGAAACGAUAGAAGAAAUUACCGAAUCAAGUGAAAUAAUUGUCGAACAUGAACUACCCGGUGACCAAAGUACAGACCAAACGACAGUUAUUGUGGAUGAAUGUGAUAACAAAUCGUCGAUUAUUGUACCGUUGAGCAAUGUUGAUUCAACAAUUUCCACCGAAGAAAACGACACCAAAUCACCGAAUAAUCAUACGAUAAAAGUUUUAAAAGAAGAAACGGAACAGCAGUCGGUGGCCACAGUUAAACCCAUUGAAAAUAAAAGUGCAACUGAACGAAAACGAAGGCCUAAAGUCGUACCAGUGCUAGCGAAUAACAAACGAUCGAAACGACCGAGUCCGAAUAGCACCAAAAUGAUUGAUACUAUUAAAAUCGAAUCCGUGCCAUCAUCUGAAAUACAAAGCGAUUCUAGAAUAAUCGAACAACCGUCCAACCUCGAUCCGCAACAGAUAGAACAAACUGUACACAACGAUAAUGAAGAACAAACGACAUCAAACGACCAACUAGAUAAUCACAUACAAAACACAGAGACCGACACCGAAAACGAUAACGAUGCAGAUAAUCAAGAGCGAAACGUUAUGGAUUCAUUAGUUGUUGUCGAAAGUCAAGAUCCAAACGAUCCAAGUCGAACGAUACAUGAAGUAUAUGUCAUCGAUCCGGAAACAAAUGAAAUAAGCGAUAAACCACUCGAUUUAGAACCACAUGUCAUCGAUUCAAUACGACUAUCACUAUCAAUGGCAUAACCACGCUGCGUACACAGAGAAAGGAGCUCAACAUUCGAUCAAAAACAUCAUUAUCAUCACUGUUAUAUACAUACACACACACACACACAUAAAUAUAUAUAUACAUUUCGUUUUUAGGGAUCAUCAUAUUUUUUAUUGCAUUUUACUCAUUAUACUUGCGAUCUUCAUACCACGCACACAAGCAAAGCAAUUACAGUUUUUAUUGUG